UCAAUUCUCUUAUAUUACAUUAAUCUUUUUUUUUCAUUAAUUAAAAAUGGAGUCAUUGAAAAAAAUGGUAGCUGAAAAGCCAGUGGUUAUGUUUAGCAAAAGCAAGUGUUGUAUGUGUCACACUAUAAAGACACUUAUAUCAAGUUUUGGUGCUAAUUUAACUGUAUAUGAAUUGGAUGAACUUCCCAAUGGGCUACAAGUGGAGCGAGCUCUGCUGAUGCUAGGCCGAAGGCCUAGCGUGCCAGCAGUGUUUAUUGGACAAGAAUUAAUUGGCGGUGCCAAUGAGAUUAUGAGUCUUCAUCUAGAGGGAAAUCUUGUUCCGCUACUCAUGAAAGCUAAAGCUCUUUGGCUAUAGUGUAUAUAUAUAUAUAUACACUUUUUUUUCUUGCUUUACAUAUCUAGUAUGCGAAAUUUACUGGCAUGAUUAGUUCAGACUCACGCUAGUAAAACUACAAUAUAUCAUGUAGAAAGUGCAUAUUAACACCUUGUAAGUUUGGUUUUUCUUAAUGUUUGUGGAAUUGAGCAUCUUUUAUUUAGUAUGCUCAAUGAAAACUCUGUUUUCUCAAACAAGUGUCUUUUAAUGUAUCUUUAAGCAUUGUAAUAAUAAAUUAUAUACAAUGCCAUACUUCAACAUGACUUGUCAUUCUCUUUUAAUUUUUUUUUUUAGAUGCUUGAGUAUGAAGUUGUGUCUCCUCGAGACGUGAAUCCAGAAUUUAAAGUUUGUAGAUUCGGGAUUUAUUCAAAAAGUAAAAUAUGUGAUAUUUGUAUAAUGAUCCUGCCUUGUGAGUUGAAAGCAAGAUAGAUUUAAAAAGGGUUAAAAGAACAACUUGGCUCUCUUUUAUUUGCCACAAAAAAGAAAAUAAAUUACAUUGACCUCCAGUUCAACAAUUCAAAAAACAAGUUACGAGUUAGCUCAUCCUAUAAAAUUAGUUUAAAUAUACGUCAGCUAACUUGAAUAUCAUGAUAAUUAUAUAAAAAGGAAAAUAUAGAGACAAGGGGUGUGUUGCGUUCCGAACACUAACUCACAAACUCAUUCUUUUUGCCACCCAAACCCCAAGGAGUAUGAUUGUAUUUAUAGGUGGCACUGAAUUCGUGCAGGUUAAAAUGAGCUGAGUUAAUAAAUCGACAGGUUAUUGAUCCAUCCAAAACUUACUUGGACUGAAAUGGACUAAAACGUGAAUCAUAACUCAACCUGUCCAACUUACUUUUAUAAUUUUCUAGUACCUUUUUAAAUGUAUAUAAAUUGUCUUGAAGUUAAAGAGUACAAAAGUCAAAAAAUCAAAACUAUUGAUAUUUCACAAAUGUAGACAAAAAAGCAAACAAAAUGUUUAGUUAUUUCCUCAACCACACAGAAAGACAAGGUGAUGAGAAAGCCCCUCCCUCUAAGACUACUCAAAUCAGACACAAAACAAAUUUCCAAUUCCAUGGCGUCAGCAACAGCUCCACCAGCUCCAUUCACCUUUCUUACAAGGAACCAAACCAAUAAUGAGCACAGAACAGAUACCAGAUGGUUGACAACAAAACAAAGAAGACGCCGUGUUGGCUUACAAGUUUAUGCAAAAGAAGAAGGGGCUACUGGGCGACAACGUGCUCCUCCUGGUGUUGACACAAGAAUUCACUGGGAAAACGAAGAUGAAGGAUGGGUAGGAGAGAGUAAGUCACGGUCCACACAAGAACGAAUCAAAACAGACGAAAAGAAUCUCUUUGAUGAAAAAUUCUCAGACCUCCUCAACAGUUCAGCUAAUUCUCACUACCAGUUCUUGGGAGUAUCUGCAACAGCUGAUCUAGAGGAAAUUAAAGCUGCAUAUAGGAGGCUAUCAAAGGAGUAUCAUCCAGACACAACUAAUCUUCCUAUAAGAGCAGCAUCAGAGAAAUUUAUGAAACUAAGAGAAAUUUAUGAUGUCCUGAGUGAUGAGGAACAACGACGAUUCUAUGAUUGGACACUAGCUCAGGAGACAGCAAGUCGAGAAGCAGAGAAAA
This is a messenger RNA of Solanum lycopersicum (tomato), 1980 nucleotides long. The record is from RefSeq and is a predicted model, not a curated record. NCBI's taxonomy places the organism in Eukaryota, Viridiplantae, Streptophyta, Magnoliopsida, Solanales, Solanaceae.